Messenger RNA from Malus domestica (apple), 1089 nucleotides. RefSeq lists its product as uncharacterized. Gene Ontology annotation, biological process: DNA integration. The record is from RefSeq and is a predicted model, not a curated record. NCBI's taxonomy places the organism in Eukaryota, Viridiplantae, Streptophyta, Magnoliopsida, Rosales, Rosaceae. Gene Ontology annotation, molecular function: nucleic acid binding.
UAUGCAUGUGGUGGUCAUUUUGGACCAAGAAGGACAGCGGCCAAGAUCUUACAGAGUGGUUUCUUUUGGCCAUCUUUAUUCAAAGAUGCAUACCUAUGCUGCCAGGCUUGUGAUAAGUGUCAACAAGUUGGAAAUCUUUCUCAGAGAAAUGAGAUGCCCCAACAAAGUAUUUUGGUGAUUGAACUAUUUGAUGUUUGGGGUAUAGACUUCAUGGGACCUUUCCCUUCUUCACAUGGCAAUCUUUACAUCUUGGUGGCGGUUGAUUAUGUCUCUAAGUGGGUGGAGGCAAUAGCUUCUCCAACAUGCAAAAGUUCUGUGGUGUUAGGUUUCUUGCAGAAUACUAUUUUUCCCCAAUUUGGAAUACCUCGUGCUAUCAUCAGUGACGAAGGUACGCAUUUCUUAAACCGCACCAUGGCUUCCCUUUGUGCAAAGUAUCAUAUUCACCAUCGCAUAGCCACCCCAUACCAUCCACAGACAUCUGGACAAGUUGAAGUAUCUAAUCGUGAGCUCAAGAGGAUUCUUGAGAAAACUGUCAGUUCAUCUCGAAAGGAUUGGAGUUUAAAGCUUACUGAUGCUUUGUGGGCAUAUAGGACAGCUUAUAAGACACCAAUUGGGAUGUCUCCUUUUCAUUUGUUGUAUGGGAAAGAUUGCCAUCUGCCUAUGGAACUUGAGCACAAGGCAUAUUGGGCUAUUAAGCACCUCAAUUUUGACUACCAAGCAGCGGGAGAGAAGCGGAAGCUGCAGUUGAAUGAACUGGAAGAAAUAAGGAAUGAUGCUUAUGAGAAUGCAAAGAUUUACAAGGAUAAGACCAAGAAAUUUCAUAAUGCUCACAUCCUUCGUAAAGAGUUUCAACCGGGUCAGAAGGUUUUGCUUUUUAAUUCAAGAUUGAAACUAUUCCCAGGAAAGCUCAAAUCACGUUGGAAUGGUCCAUAUCGUGUUGUACAGGUCCAUCUUCAUGGGGCUGUGGAUAUCCAAAACUUGCAAAUUGGUUUUGUCUUCAAAGUUAAUGGACAUCGCUUGAAGUUAUACAAUGAGUCUCCAUAUGAUCUUGUUAAGGAUUCCAUCACUUUGAAGGAACCUGUUAUUUGA